AAGCAACUACGGCACAGUUCACACAGUCACACUUCACACACUGCAGCCAUCUGAGUUCACAGCACUAUGUCCAGUAUAGCUAACCACUUGGCCAGGAGGAAAGCUAGGGAGGAAGGUGAAGGUAGCAACGACAAGGCCAUCCCCUUUAACAAGCAAGACUUCCAGACCCUGAGGAGAGAGUGUCUGGAGAGCGGGAAACUCUUCAGUGACACAUCCUUCCCUGCUGAUUGGAACUCUCUUGGGUACAAUGAGUUGGGUCGCUACUCUUCAAAAACCCGGGGCGUUGAGUGGAAAAGACCAAAGGAGUUGUGCUCAAACCCUCAGUUCAUUGUUGAAGGAGCCACGAGAACUGACAUCUGCCAAGGGGCUUUGGGUGACUGUUGGUUGCUGGCAGCCCUUGCCUCUCUUACCUUGGACAAAGACAUCUUGGCUCGAGUGGUACCCCCUGGACAGAGCUUUGAGGAGAAUUACGCUGGCAUCUUUCACUUCCAGUUUUGGCAGUAUGGACAGUGGGUGGAUGUUGUGAUUGACGAUAGGCUGCCCACAAGAGAGGGGAAACUGCUGUUUGUUCACUCAGCUGAGGGCUCAGAGUAUUGGAGCGCCCUGCUGGAGAAGGCCUAUGCUAAAGUCAACAGUUCCUAUGAGGCCUUGUCUGGGGGCUCCACCACAGAAGGCUUUGAGGACUUCACUGGGGGCAUCGCUGAGACAUAUAAUCUUGGCAAGGCCCCACAGUGCCUGUUCAAAAUCAUGAAGAAGGCCCUGGGGCUGGGUUCUCUUUUGGGCUGCUCCAUUGAUAUAACAAGUGCGUACGAGACGGAGGCAGUUACUGGUCAGAAGCUGGUGAAGGGGCAUGCGUACUCAAUCACUGCAGCAGAAGAGGUACACCUGCAUGGGACUCCAGUUGAGCUGGUGAGGAUCAGAAACCCCUGGGGUCAGGUGGAGUGGACGGGUGCCUGGAGCGAUGAUUCCAGGGAAUGGGAUGGAGUACGACCGGAGGAGAAAUCCAAGCUCGACCACUCUGCAGAAGAUGGAGAGUUUUGGAUGGCCUACUCUGAUUUCCUAAGGCAGUACUCCAAGCUGGAGAUCUGCAACCUGACUCCAGACACGCUGGUCAGUGAUGAAGUGGGUCGCUGGAACCACUACCAGUUUGAGGGGAUGUGGAGGGUAGGCUCUACCGCUGGAGGAUGCAGGAACCAUGCAGCCACAUUCUGCUCUAACCCCCAGUUUGCCAUUAAAUUGGAUGAUGUGGAUGAUGACCCCCAUGAUGGCAAGGAUGGCUGCACCUUCUUGGUGGGCCUCAUGCAAAAAGACGGCCGCAAAGAGAGGAGAUUCAGCCGGGACCUCAACACCAUUGGCUUUUCAAUAUACCAGGUUCCUGAUGAGUAUAAGGGCCGCACCAACAUCCACCUGGGCCCAGAUGUGCUGCUGAGACAGAAGUCUGUGGCAAUGAGCAAUACCUUCAUCAACCUGCGGGAGAUCUGUGACCGCUUCAAGUUGCCCCCCGGGGAGUACGUCAUCAUCCCCUCCACGUUUGAGCCGCACAAGAAGGGCAGCUUCCUCUUGAGAGUCUUCGCCGAGAAGCAUGCUGCCACCAGUCCAAUGGAAGAGGAUAUCAGUGUGGAAGUUGACGAGCCUGAUAUUACAGAGGGUGAUGUGGAUCCCUACUUCAAACGUCUAUUCUUGCAGAUUGCUGGAAGCGAUUCCGAAGUUUCUGCCUUUGAACUUCAAAAGAUUUUAAACAGAGUGGUAACUCAGAGAUCUCACGUCAAAACUGAUGGAUUUAGCCUCGAGACCUGUCGUCACAUCAUCAGUCUGUUGGAUAUGGAUGGCAAUGCAAAGUUGGGCCUGGUUGAGUUCCAUACUGUGUGGACUAAGAUCCAGAAGUAUUUGGAAAUCUUCAAAAGUCACGACUCUGACAACUCUGGCACGAUGAGCACCCACGAGAUGAGGGAGGCGUUGACUGAAGCAGGAUUUCAGCUUAACAGCGAGGUGCUCCAGCUAAUUGUGUCCCGCUACGCUAACUCAGAGUACUCCAUGGACUUUGACUGCUUCAUGGGCUGCCUGAUACGACUGGAAAUGCUAUUUAAAAUGUUCAAAACACUUGACAAACAUGACAGUGGGAAGAUCGAAUUGGAUGCAUUGCAGUGGGUCUGCCUGGGCCUCAAUUAAGAUUCCAGAGAUAAUAAUCUACUACAGGGACAGAUGAAGACAUACAACUCCAUUGCAUUGGACUCCACGGCUAAGAUUUCUCUAUGUGUUAUUUUACUGUUGCUUUUAUUGAAUGAGACAAAAUACUUUAUAGGGCUCUUGUCUACAAUAGCCUAUGGAUCACUCUACACCAGGGUUGGGGUCAAUCAGAUUGAAAAAAUAUUUAAUAUUUUACCACAAGACAUAUUGAGACCUAGGUCUCUUAUUCAAAUGUGCCCUGCGCAAUACAACAACAAAAAUAUACACAUUAUGGGAAGCACAAGUAAAACAUCACAAAUCACGCAGAAAAACAGUUACAUUCCUACACAAUUAAGUCCCCGAUCAAUACUCUAAACUGCCCCGAACAGCACCAGAAUAUUAAGAUGAAAUGUAUUGGGACAAAUUCACUUACACUGUAUGUGUAUUAAAGUAGUCAAAAGUUUAGUAUCGGUCCCAUAUUCCUAGCACGCAAUGAUUACAUCAAGCUUAU
Oncorhynchus kisutch (coho salmon) is the source of this 2677-nucleotide messenger RNA. RefSeq names its product calpain 8 (gene capn8). The transcript has 21 exons. Gene Ontology annotation, cellular component: cytoplasm. Gene Ontology annotation, molecular function: calcium ion binding; calcium-dependent cysteine-type endopeptidase activity. The coding region runs from base 67 to 2169 and encodes 700 amino acids. NCBI's taxonomy places the organism in Eukaryota, Metazoa, Chordata, Actinopteri, Salmoniformes, Salmonidae. Gene Ontology annotation, biological process: proteolysis. The record is from RefSeq and is a predicted model, not a curated record.